ACCAGCACAUAAUUAAAAUGGUGGCCCUUCCGUACGACCCAGUUUUACUAAGAGAACAUGCCUAUCAGAAUACUGGUGAAAUAGAUCUCGUGAUUCCUGAAGCCUCUUUCGUAAGGGGGUUCCAGUCCACAUUAUAUCGAGGCUUGGGGUUGUUCACCUACGAGUUUCCUGUGGUUGUGCAGACCGAUUCCCAGCUCAACGAAGAGUCCAUGGUGUUCCAAAGCGAGUUCAACCGGGUGACGAAGGAGUUCAAAAGCCAUUACCCAGACGCUGGAAGUGGGGGGAUUAGCACAGUCUACCUUGUGGGUGCGCUACUUAUCUUUGCCGGCUUAGGGUUGAUGUUGCUUAGGACUUUUACCAGAUCAACGACAAAGAACAUUUUGCCUAUUGCGCGUAAAUCAAUCACAACUAUUCCCUCGGAAAAGAAAUCCUGGGAAUCCACUUUCUAUGACCUGGAUGUGGAGUGCCAGCUUCCCUCGUUGUACAGUCCCUCGGUCUUUUCCCAUUCUGAGUCUUCUUCGAUUAAUGAAGCCGAGGAGGAUGACUAUCUGACGAGCAUCAAGGUCACGGUGCUUCCUACCGUCCCUUCAAAACAGUCGCCUUUUAUCCAAGCCUCGUGGAACCAUCGCGAAGACUUGCUGGCUGUUGUCUUUUAACGUCAAUAAGGCAUCCGUCCAACCCCCCUUUGCAUUAACUCUAACCAAGGAUUCGCAUUUUUCACAUCGUCAUAUGGCAUCACUAUUACUCUAUUGCAUUAUUUCAUUUCUCCCUCUUUCUAACGGACACUCUAGGUUCUUGCGUGUUUGUAUAUCGUCUUUUAAAUAGCCAAUGCUAGGAAACCUGUUUACAGCCUCCAACUAAUACAUGGAAUGCCAAGUAAAAGCAGUUACGUAGGCUAGUGUAGCUGUUGGUCGAUCCAUAAAAAAGGGUAGCAGUAACCUACUCUGAGAAAAAUGGAUCCAGGUUCUAUAGUUAGCCAAGCAGGGAGGCAUAGUCAGAAAAUGUUAUAACGAUCACCAGCCCUAGGUCCUAAAGUGGGUUUGGAUAGACCCGGAGGCUUAUACAAAAAUACAAACACUUUUAUCAACCAUAAAUAAUG
This is a messenger RNA of Babjeviella inositovora NRRL Y-12698, 1099 nucleotides long. RefSeq lists its product as uncharacterized. The transcript has a single exon. Bases 18 to 656 code for a protein of 212 amino acids. The record is from RefSeq and is a predicted model, not a curated record. NCBI's taxonomy places the organism in Eukaryota, Fungi, Ascomycota, Pichiomycetes, Serinales.